AUGUUUCCUAAAACUGGAGAUGAGAUGAUGAAGACUAACAAUGGCAAUGUCAUGGAUACCAACAACAACAACCGGCUAAGCAGGUGGCAUCACAACUCUUCCCGUAUAAUUAGGGUUUCGAGAGCUUCAGGUGGCAAAGAUCGACACAGUAAAGUCUGGACUUCCAAAGGCCCACGUGACCGGCGUGUCCGGUUAUCAGUCUCAACCGCUCUUCAGUUCUACGACCUUCAAGACCGGUUAGGUCUCGACCAGCCGAGCAAAGCCGUCGAAUGGCUAAUCAAAGCAGCUGAAGAUUCAAUCUCCGAGCUUCCUUCUCUCAACAACACUAAUUUCCCUAUGACAGAUGACGACGAGAAUCAGAAUCAGACAGUAACUGGUGUGGCUAAAUCAGCUUGUAGUAGCAAUUCGGACACGAGCAAGAACUCUUCUGGUUUGUCUCUUUCGAGAUCGGAGCUGAGAGAUAAAGCUAGAGAAAGAGCUCGAGAGAGAACCAAGGAGAGAGACCACACUACUUCGUUUACCGAUCUGUUAAAUACCGGUUCAGAUCCGGUUAAUGUAAACCGGCAAUGGAUGGCUACUACUUCUUCGUCGCCUGCUCAAAUGGAGUAUUUAAGCUCCGGUUUGAUUCUCGGGUCGGGUCAAACACAUUUCCCGGUUCAGACAAAUGCUCACCCUUUCUCCGACCAUCAUCCUCAUCAAGAGUUUUCCUUCGUUUCCGACCAUAUGAUUUCUCCGGCAGGUUCUAACGGUGGAGGAGCAUUCAAUCUCGACUUCAACAUGUCGACAACCUCCGGCGCCGGAACCCCGGGGUUCAGUGGUUUCAACAGGGGGACCCUUCAGUCCAAUUCAACCAAUCAUCAACAGUCUUUUCUCACUAGUCUACAGAGGUUUCCAUCAUCAGAAGGUGGUGGUGGAGGUCCACAGUUCCUGUUCGGUGCACUGCCUGCAGAGAAUCACCACAACAACAAUCACCAGUUUCAGCUUUACUAUGAGAAUGGAUGCAGAAACUCAGACCAAAAGGGGAAAGGCAAGAACUGAUGGUACUGUUACCAUUUGCAUCUUUUGUUUGAGUUUCUUUGUUUAUUUUAUCACUCAAGUGUUUUAUAUAUCUACUGAUCAUCAUCUUCUCAAUGUGUGUUAAAUCUGUUUGAUUUGAUGGUCUAGUUUGGAAAUCUUUUCAAAUUGGGUUUGUACUGUUGUAUUUGUGAUAAUAGUAUUUUUCUAAAUAAAAAAAAGAAAGAAAUUGUGAUAAUAGUAUUU
Messenger RNA from Eruca vesicaria subsp. sativa (arugula), 1260 nucleotides. The record is from the annotation of a GenBank genome assembly. NCBI's taxonomy places the organism in Eukaryota, Viridiplantae, Streptophyta, Magnoliopsida, Brassicales, Brassicaceae.